UGCUGUUAUCGUCCGCCGUCCGUCCGAAGAGAGGAGUCCGGUCGGGAGCUUUGCUCGCGGGAGCGGCAGGCGGGCGGUUACGGCGCGGUGGCUCUUCCAGCCGGGGACAUGUCGAGGCGGGUGGGGCUCCGGCAAGCCGCUUGGAGGAGACGAGUGGCCGCCGAGGCGACGGCGGCGCCCGACUCGAGUUCCUCCGGGAGACUGCGCCGCUCGACGGCACCCCGGCCCUGAGCCCAGGCAGCGCAGGCGGACGCGGCCCGCGGAAGGGAAUUCAACUGCACAGCUAAGUACCGAAGGCCUCUUUGGCACCAGGAAGUGCAAUAAUGAAGCUGUUGGAAAACUCCAGUUUUGAAGCCAUCAACUCCCAGUUGACAGUGGAAACGGGAGACGCACAUAUUAUUGGCAGGAUCGAGAGCUAUUCGUGCAAGAUGGCCGGGGACGACAAGCACCACUUCAAGCAGUUUUGCCAGGAGGGUCAGCCACAUGUCCUGGAGGCUCUGUCGCCGCCCCAGACCACCGGCAUCAGCCCUAACCGGCUCAGCAAGAGCCAGAGUGGAGAUGAAGAAGGACCCCUCAGUGACAAGUGCAGCCGCAAGACCCUCUUCUACCUGAUUGCCACCCUGAACGAAUCUUUCCGCCCGGACUAUGACUUCAGCGCUGCCAAGAGCCACGAGUUCAGCCGGGAGCCCAGCCUCAACUGGGUGGUGAAUGCCGUGAACUGCAGCCUCUUUUCUGCCGUCCGGGAGGAUUUCACUGCCCUGAAGCCUCACCUGUGGGACGCAGUGGACCAGGAGAUCUGCCUCUCUGAGUGCGACAUCUACAGCUACAACCCGGAUCUGGAUUCGGACCCUUUUGGGGAGGAGGGCAGCCUCUGGUCGUUCAACUACUUCUUCUACAACAAGCGCUUGAAGAGGAUUGUCUUCUUCACUUGUCGCUCCAUCAGCGGCUCCACCUACCCUCACUCCGAGGCUGGGAACGAAUUGAACAUGGACCUCAGUGAGGACGAUGCUGAGGAGACCCCCGGCAGCUGCGACAGGGACGGGGGCAGCAUUGAGGCGGAGAAGAGGCAGGUGGUCUGCAUGUGAUUCCCCACGCCGGGGGCUUCUCCCACGAAGGACGGCGCUGCCAGCUCUUUCCCCAAACAUCUUGGCGUUGUUGCAUUGCUCUGCCUGCCCUGCGGAUGCUGCGUGAGCAGUUGGUGCCUCCAGAUGCCCAGGAUAGUGCCAGCAAGUCCUCUGCCCACCCGCUCAGCCUUCAGGGAUCCGAUUCUUGCCCGUCAGCGGCCUUGUGACUCUGCGUCUUUCCUGCCGUGCCCAGUGGACACAACAUUUUGCAGGGUGGGAGUCGCAGCCCUCACGCUGGCUAAUGGGAGGGGCUCCUUUUAGCCUUGAGACCCUGGAAGGAGAAACCGAAUUAACCCGGGAACAGGAUGGAGAGACUCUCUCCCCCACCCUUGUGAAAUUCCCCCUCCCAAGACUUUUGGCAUCGAGUAGCUGGACUGGCAUUUGGAGCCCGUGGCUCUCCCGCUUCCCCCAAGGGCUCCUAGAGAUUUUAUUUUUGUAUUCCUGCUAAGGGUCUGCCUGCGCCUGCGCCCCUCCCCAGCACUUUCACCAGCUGCAGCAGCAGCAGCACCGGCUCCCCCUCCCCAGAGACUGAUGGAGGCUGGCUUGCCACCCCCCAACAGGAGCCCCCAGCAGCGCUCUCUGCUCUGAGGGGGCCAGGGCUGUCCGUCCAUUUACCCGUCCAUCCAUCGGAACAGCAGGCCCCCUCCCCUUCUGCCCUGCUCUCCUUCUGCACUGACUCUGGGGGGGGGGUGUAUCUUUGUCUGUCUGUUUUGGGGGAGUGGGCAGGUGCCAUCAUCUCUGUUGCAGACAUUUGAACAGCCUGCCCCCCCUCCCCCCACUAGAGCCAAUGGUGGCCAAAGAAUGGUGGGGGACAGCAAUUUCCCACAAUUCCCUGCCCCUGCCUUCAAAUAGGGUGCAGUAUAAAGGGGGGGGGCGCUAUCCUCCAGGGCGCCCUCCAAAAUUCAGCCUUGGAUAAAGACACUCCGAAUCUGCCCCAUUGCAGGAGCACUUAAUGGUUGGUCCCUCCGGAAGACGGGUGGGGGUGGGAGUCCCCCCAACAUUCAGUUCCCCUCCUUGUUCCCUCCACCCCCUUGUUGGCUAGUGGUUCUGUUGGCCAGGCUAUAAAAGGUUUUCCUCGCUCUGA
Molecule: messenger RNA, 2208 nt
Organism: Pantherophis guttatus
Lineage: Eukaryota; Metazoa; Chordata; Lepidosauria; Squamata; Colubridae
Gene: MAF1
Product: MAF1 negative regulator of RNA polymerase III
Biological process (GO): negative regulation of transcription by RNA polymerase III
Cellular component (GO): nucleus
Molecular function (GO): RNA polymerase III core binding
Source: RefSeq, a predicted model, not a curated record